This is a messenger RNA of Brenthis ino (lesser marbled fritillary), 396 nucleotides long. The record is from the annotation of a GenBank genome assembly. NCBI's taxonomy places the organism in Eukaryota, Metazoa, Arthropoda, Insecta, Lepidoptera, Nymphalidae.
AUGUUGAAACUAGUGGUUUUAUCUGUCGCGGUUGCCUUAGUAGCAGCCGAGCCUAGUGUCAUCGCUCCUCUGUGGGGUGGACACUUAGCCGCUCCACUGGUUGCUGGUCCCCUGGCCGCUGGGCUUGUUGCUCCAGUUGUGCCCCUCUCGCUCCUGUACCCAUCGGCGCCUCUCGACACUCUUGAUGUCAACGUAGACCGUGCUGUUCACUACACCGCGAAGGCUUUGAAUGGUGUUCAUUUCCUGAAGAAGAGGUCACUUGUGGCUCCUUGGGGUGCGCCGGUUGGUCUACCUCUUGCCGCCCGUGUUGCUGCUCCUGCCCCUAUCGCCGUUGCCGCCGCCGCACCAGUUGCUGCCUUGGGUUGGGGUCAUGGUGUCCGUCUGGGACACAUUUGG